AGUUAGUGCCAUGGGCGGAUGUUAUCGGCGUGGCACUGUCGGGGGCGGGGUUGAAGGGUCGGACAGGAAAAGAAAAGGAAGGCGAGGACGUUGAAAUACAACGAUGGCUGCGAUCCGUAAGAAACUGGUCAUUGUAGGUGAUGGAGCUUGUGGAAAGACUUGUCUGCUCAUUGUGUUCAGCAAGGAUCAGUUUCCUGAGGUUUAUGUACCAACAGUGUUUGAGAACUAUGUUGCUGAUAUUGAGGUGGACAGUAAGCAGGUUGAACUGGCACUGUGGGACACAGCAGGGCAGGAGGAUUACGACAGAUUGAGGCCUCUUUCCUAUCCUGACACUGAUGUCAUCCUCAUGUGCUUUUCCAUAGACAGCCCUGACAGCUUGGAAAAUAUCCCUGAGAAGUGGACCCCCGAAGUUAAGCACUUUUGUCCAAAUGUGCCGAUAAUUCUUGUUGGUAAUAAGAAAGACCUGCGAAAUGAUGAGCACACACGACGGGAGCUGGCAAAGAUGAAGCAGGAACCCGUAAAGCCCGAAGAGGCGCGUGACAUGGCUAGCCGCAUCAACGCCUUUGGCUACUUAGAAUGCUCCGCCAAGACGAAAGACGGCGUGAGAGAGGUGUUUGAGAUGGCCACAAGAGCAGCUCUGCAGGCUAAGAAAAGGGGCAAGAAGAAUGCCUGCCUUUUGCUAUAAAGAGCUUGGCAAUGAUGGGAGUGGGAGGGUAAGGGGAAACCAAUCAAGCAGAGGAAAAUGCUGCACCUCUGCUUAGUCUCCAUGCACGGAAGGAUGGAGGAGGUUCCAGGGGGAACAAGGGAGUAAAAGAUUUUUAAACCAGGCCAAAGGAAACGGAGCAGAUGGAGGUUAAAUGUAAUGAAAAAGGGAGUUCACACAUUUUUAUGGCCAAGGUGAUUGCAAUCAGCUCUCAAAUGAAGAGAAAUGUGCAGUUUAAGAUUUUCAAUUGGGCCUCAGACAACUAGAUGGCUGAGAAAAUACAUAAUAUAUCUCUUGGGUAAACUUUGGUUCGAGUGUAGUAGUGCCCAGCACUACUUCAGUCUCUGAUGGGGUGUGUGUGUGACAAAAUUGAUGUUCUUGAUUGGGUCCUAAACCCCAGCACUAAUGCUCUGGUUAAAGAGUUCUGCAUUGUCAGAAAAAUAGGGGAUUAGCUGCAUCAGAAUCCAUGCACAUGCCUAACUUUCUCAGUGAUCGCCCUGGCUUGCAGUGUCUGUCUGCGCUUGUCUUCCGUUUCUGUCCAUAGGUAUUUUAUUUUUCUGUUCUCCCUUCUCAUGGAUAGACUAACCCCUACUGUUGUGUGGACCAGCUUCUCCUUUAUGAAAUAUUAUCAUUGGUCUGAUCUUAUAGUUGAUUUGAUACAAGCAGUUUUGCAUUAUUUAAAUAGCCAACAUGUUUUUAUUUGCCUUUUGAAUAUAAAUUCAUAUUAAAUGCAUACACAAGUAACGAUACUAACUGAUUUUCUUAUAUACCUAUUUAUGUAUUGUAAUCAGGAAUAAUUUUAGAAUUUGGUUUAUCAUUAGUUGGACUAAUAAUAUUAAGAUAUAACCUACACUUGAUGUGGACUGUCGGACACACUGUUGGGUUUGAAAGGGGAUAUCAUUUUGUAACGAAUGGUAUUAAGGGUUUAGAAAAUUUGGUAUUUUCUGCUUGCAUAUUGUUUUUUGCCUGCAUGUCAGGCUGUUAAUCAGGAGUGACCCAAUACAUGUUUGAAUUACUUAUUUUUCACUCCAUGCCAGUCCACCCUUUUUACAUGUCUUUUACUCCCUUUUCUCUUGUACUGGACGUUUAAUCUUUUUGUGGCAUUCUACUGGCUUAUUAUUCUGUAUUAGUUCUGCAUAUUUUGCUAAAUCUAGUAACUCUAGUAAAAAAAACUGUAAAAAAUAUGCUUAAACUUGAAAAUUCAUGAAAGGAAUAUGACAAGAUGUCAAACUACUAUUGAAUGCAAGUAAUUUCUUAAAGAUCUGUCAUUUUUGAGGGGGACAUUCUUUUGUACACAGAUGCAUCCUCACAUUUCUUUGAUGUUAAAUAAAUAAAUUGUAAUAGAGAA
Hypomesus transpacificus is the source of this 2051-nucleotide messenger RNA. It is a transcript of the gene rhoaa, whose product is annotated as ras homolog gene family, member Aa. Gene Ontology annotation, biological process: small GTPase-mediated signal transduction; cell migration; stress fiber assembly. Gene Ontology annotation, molecular function: GTPase activity; GTP binding. The transcript has 5 exons. Bases 104 to 685 code for a protein of 193 amino acids. Lineage: Eukaryota; Metazoa; Chordata; Actinopteri; Osmeriformes; Osmeridae. Gene Ontology annotation, cellular component: cleavage furrow; dendritic spine. The record is from RefSeq and is a predicted model, not a curated record.